Juglans microcarpa x Juglans regia is the source of this 2592-nucleotide messenger RNA. RefSeq names its product peroxisomal acyl-coenzyme A oxidase 1-like. Gene Ontology annotation, molecular function: FAD binding; acyl-CoA oxidase activity; fatty acid binding. NCBI's taxonomy places the organism in Eukaryota, Viridiplantae, Streptophyta, Magnoliopsida, Fagales, Juglandaceae. Gene Ontology annotation, cellular component: peroxisome. Gene Ontology annotation, biological process: lipid homeostasis; fatty acid beta-oxidation using acyl-CoA oxidase; long-chain fatty acid metabolic process. The record is from RefSeq and is a predicted model, not a curated record. Bases 268 to 2262 code for a protein of 664 amino acids. The transcript is spliced from 14 exons.
UUCUUAGAUUCCCUUAGCGAUCCGAAGGAUCUUGGCCCUUUUUUUAGUCAGAAACCGAUCCGAAGGUUCUUGGCCCUUGUCCUAAAAAGUUAUUACCAUCGUAGCGACAGGUCCAUAUAUAUACUGAAUGUACAGAUCCACCUAAAAACUUAAAAGCUAUCGAAGACGAAGACGUUCUCUGAGUUUCAUAGCUGAAAUUGCUCUUGAAGAUUAGGUUUUUUGUUUACUUUUGUGUUUGUUUCUGUGUGAAUUUUGGGCUGUUUCGAAAUGGCGGGUGUUGAUCAUCUGGCGACCGAGAGGAGCAAGGCUCGUUUCGAUGUGGAGGAGAUGAAGGUCGUCUGGGCCGGUUCUCGCCACACCUUGGAGCUCUCCGAUCGUAUUUCUCGCCUCGUCGCCAGCGAUCCGGCCUUUCGAAAAGAUAACAGGGCUAUGCUAAGUAGAAAGGAUUUAUUUAAAAACACGUUGAGAAAAGCGACGUAUGCGUGGAAACGGAUCAUUGAGCUUCGUCUUUCUGAGGAAGAGGCAUCUAAGUUAAGGUUUUAUGUGGAUGAACCCGCUUUUACGGAUCUUCACUGGGGCAUGUUUGUACCAGCUAUUAAGGGGCAAGGAACUGAGGAGCAGCAACAGAAGUGGUUGCCGUUGGCAUACAAGAUGCAAAUAAUUGGUUGCUAUGCACAAACUGAACUUGGUCAUGGGUCCAACGUUCAAGGGCUUGAAACAACUGCGACAUUCGAUCCCCAAACGGAUGAGUUCAUUAUUCAUAGUCCUACAUUGACUUCAAGUAAGUGGUGGCCUGGAGGAUUGGGUAAAGUUUCCACACAUGCUGUAGUGUAUGCACGUCUUAUUACUGCUGGCCAGGACUACGGUGUGCAUGGUUUUAUUGUCCAGCUGCGGAGUUUGGAUGAUCACUUACCUCUUCCUGGAAUAACUGUUGGUGAUAUUGGAAUGAAAUUUGGAAGUGGAGCAUAUAACACCAUGGACAAUGGUGUCUUAAGACUUGAUCAUGUUCGCAUCCCAAGGGAUCAAAUGUUGAUGAGGGUUUCACAGGUUACCAGGGAAGGAAAAUUUGUGCAAUCCAAUGUUCCACGGCAGCUUGUUUAUGGUACCAUGGUCUAUGUAAGACAAACAAUUGUAGCUGACGCAUCCUGUGCUUUAUCGCGGGCAGUUUGUAUUGCUACUAGGUAUAGUGCUGUUCGUAGGCAAUUUGGUUCACAGAAUGGUGGUGUUGAGACCCAGGUGAUUGAUUACAAAACUCAGCAAAGCAGACUCUUCCCUUUGCUGGCUUCUGCUUAUGCUUUCAGGUUUGUUGGUGAGUGGUUGAAAUGGCUGUAUACGGACGUGACCCAAAGAUUGCAAGCCAGUGAUUUCUCGACAUUACCUGAGGCUCAUGCAUGCACUGCGGGUUUGAAGUCUUUGACUACAACUGCAACUGCUGAUGGAAUUGAAGAAUGUCGGAAAUUGUGUGGCGGCCAUGGUUACUUAUGUAGCAGUGGGCUACCUGAGUUAUUUUCAGUUUACGUUCCUGCCUGCACAUAUGAAGGAGACAACAUUGUUCUGCUUUUACAGGUUGCAAGAUUUCUUAUGAAGACUGUUUCUCAGCUGGGGUCUGGGAAGCAGCCUGUUGGGACAACAGCUUAUAUGGGGAGAGUCGAACACUUGAUGCAAUGUCGCUCUACUGUUCAAAAAGCUGAUGAUUGGUUAAAGCCUAGUGUAAUACUAGAAGCAUUUGAAGCUAGGUCUGCAAGAAUGUCUGUUGCCCGAGCUCAAAACCUUGCCAAGUUUGCAAAUCCGGAAGAGGGCUUUUUGGAACUUUCAGCUGACUUGGUUGAGGCAGCAGUUGCUCAUUGCCAACUGAUUGUUGUUUCUAAGUUCAUUGAGAAACUGCAACAAGACAUACCUGGGAAGGGGGUGAAGGAGCAGUUGGAGAUCCUCUGCAACAUAUAUGCCUUAUUUAUUCUUCACAAACAUGUAGGUGAUUUUCUCUCAACUGGCUGCAUAAGUCCCAAGCAAGCUUCACUUGCGAAUGAUCAGCUAAGAUCUCUAUAUUCCCAGGUCCGUCCUAAUGCAAUCGCCCUUGUUGAUGCAUUUAAUUACACUGACCAUUUUCUUGGGUCGGUUCUUGGGAGAUAUGAUGGUAAUGUGUAUCCAAAACUCUACGAGGAGGCAUGGAAGGAUCCUUUGAAUGACUCAGUUGUGCCUGAUGGCUACGGUGAAUAUAUUCGACCUCUGCUGAAGCAACAGCUCCAUAAUGCGAGGCUUUGAAGAAUAUAUGGCAGUUAUGCAGAUGUUUCCAUACACUUCCUUGAACAUAUACUUCUGGGUUUUAUUAUUGUUAAUAAAACUACUAGGAUGAUCACCACCAGAAGAGGAUAGUUUGCAGUAAAAUAAAGACAGAUACGAUUUCGGGCAAAAUCACCAUAAGGGGCAAUGCUCUUAAAUGAUUUGGCCCCAAAAGAAAGGGGAAAAAAAAGACUAUGCAUAAUGAUAGUGGAUGCAGGGUAAAAUUACCAUUGAUGGCAUCACCCCCACGGUAUUUGUUGACCCUUCUGUUUAUGGUUGAUUCAGGUUCUGGUACACUUUUUAUGCUUCUCA